This is a messenger RNA of Colletotrichum fioriniae, 1035 nucleotides long. RefSeq lists its product as uncharacterized. Lineage: Eukaryota; Fungi; Ascomycota; Sordariomycetes; Glomerellales; Glomerellaceae. The record is from RefSeq and is a predicted model, not a curated record.
AUGCCGCGUCCCAGCUUCGCCGAAGACGCACCAGAGCUAGACACGCCCCAGGUUGCCACUCCUACCACCCAACCUGUCUACUCGGAUGCAUCAAGUUCCUACUGGCCCCCAGGUUGGAACUACAACCGCUAUCGACAUGCGACCGCAGAUGACGUGACCUCCCUUCCCGUGGAUGAACUGCUGAAAAUGCAGGCCGGAUUACGGGAUGUCCUAGGAGAGGAAGGUGUUGGGCAGCUGGCGAUGCACGUAUUCGAGGAGCAGCAACACGAUGCUAAAAGACCUGGCGACGAAUCGACUGCUGAGACUACAAAGAAUCUCGAGGUCGAUUACAUACCCCCGAACUGGCUGAAGCAUUGGAAGAAGCGCCAUGAGGGCCAGACAUGGGGUAUGGUGGCUUUCCGAACGGCCUGCUACGACGACCAGGAACGAUGGGAGAUCUUCGUUCAGCAGGUUCAAAGAAUCGUUGAAAUUCCUUUUCAGAGAGAUGAAGACGGAGCCGAUGUCCCCGAGUACUUCGAGGAUGCCGAGUCGAAAUUCGAGAUACGAUGGGUUGAGGAUCCGGCUUUGGCCAGUGCCACUGCUGAUGACCUGCGCGACAAGUUCGACAACAUGAAAUCCGAUCUUCCAGCCGGGCUUUCGGAGAAAGUAUUUCUUGUCACCUCUUCGGCUGUGGUAGCAUCCGUACUGGAUUUGGGCGAAGGCGACCGACCGACAACCAAGUCCAAGUGGUGGCGGACAUCGGCACCGUUCUUUCUCGCGGUCGCCGCAGACACGGAUCCUGGGUUGGAAGAGGGUCACGAAGAGAGGGAAUGGUUCAAGCCAAUCUUCAAGGUUGCUGCAGAGACGAUUGUCGAAGAGUUUUGGUGGCUCCUUGACUCGGAUAUAAUGCCAUUGAGAAGAAUUACGCGAAGUGUCCGGGGGUUGGAAGGUCUAGCGGAUGCCGAGACCGGCACCUCCGGAAGUGAGGACUUGGAAGACGUAUGGUGGUCUACGGCACCGUCUCCGGAAAGAAUGAGAAAGCGCCGUAGAGUUUAG